Messenger RNA from Cynocephalus volans (Philippine flying lemur), 1104 nucleotides. It is a transcript of the gene CDK5R2, whose product is annotated as cyclin dependent kinase 5 regulatory subunit 2. The coding region runs from base 1 to 1104 and encodes 367 amino acids. Gene Ontology annotation, molecular function: protein kinase binding; cyclin-dependent protein serine/threonine kinase activator activity. NCBI's taxonomy places the organism in Eukaryota, Metazoa, Chordata, Mammalia, Dermoptera, Cynocephalidae. The record is from RefSeq and is a predicted model, not a curated record. The transcript has a single exon. Gene Ontology annotation, cellular component: growth cone; cytoplasm; protein kinase 5 complex. Gene Ontology annotation, biological process: axon guidance; brain development.
AUGGGCACGGUGCUGUCUCUUUCCCCGGCCUCCUCGGCCAAGGGCCGGAGGCCCGGAGGGUUGCCGGAGGAGAAAAAGAAGGCGCCGCCCGCGGGGGACGAGGCGCUGGGGGGCUACGGGGCGCCGCCAGGGGGCAAGGGCGGCAAAGGCGAGAGUCGGCUCAAGCGGCCGUCUGUGCUCAUCUCGGCGCUCACUUGGAAGCGCCUGGUGGCCGCGUCCGCCAAGAAGAAGAAAGGCAGCAAGAAGGUGACGCCCAAGCCGGCGUCCACGGGCCCCGACCCCCUGGUCCAGCAACGCAACCGCGAGAACCUUCUCCGCAAGGGCCGGGACCCCCCCGACGGCGGCGGCGCUGCCAAGCCCCUGGCGGUGCCAGUGCCCACCGUGCCCGCAGCCGCCGCCACCUGCGAGCCACCGUCGGGGGGCGGCGCGGCCGCCCCGCCGCCUGGUUCGGGCGGGGGAAAGCCGCCGCCGCCGCCGCCCCCAGCCCCGCAGGCGGCGCCGCAGGUGCCUGGCGGCUCGCCGCGGAGGGUCAUCGUGCAGGCGUCCACCGGCGAGCUGCUGCGCUGCCUGGGCGACUUCGUGUGCCGACGCUGCUACCGCCUCAAGGAGCUGAGCCCCGGCGAGCUGGUGGGCUGGUUCCGCGGCGUGGACCGCUCGCUGCUGCUGCAGGGCUGGCAAGACCAGGCCUUCAUCACGCCCGCCAACCUGGUGUUCGUGUACCUGCUGUGCCGAGAGUCGCUGCGCGGGGACGAGCUGGCGUCGGCCGCCGAGCUGCAGGCCGCCUUCCUCACCUGCCUCUACCUCGCCUACUCCUACAUGGGCAACGAGAUCUCCUACCCUCUCAAGCCCUUCCUCGUGGAGCCCGACAAGGAGCGCUUCUGGCAGCGCUGCCUGCGCCUCAUCCAGCGGCUCAGCCCUCAGAUGCUGCGGCUCAACGCCGACCCCCACUUCUUCACGCAGGUCUUUCAAGACCUCAAGAACGAGGGCGAGGCCGCCGCCGGCGCCGGGGCUCCACCGAACGGGAGCGCGCCUGCCGCCUCCUCGGCCGCCAGGGACAGCGGCGCGGCCGGAGCCAAGCACUGGACUAUGAACCUGGACCGCUAG